UUUACCUUGAAUCGAAAGCAGAGUAUCGUAUUUCGACUUAUCUGCCGCCAGCUAGACCGGGUCCACCGCGACGAGUCCGGAGUUCCCCAGCUCUGCCAAUUUAUUGGAGGUGAGGGCGGGACGGGAAAAUCACGGAUCAUCGGAGCGGUCGCGGCGCUGUUCGCGAGGAAGGGGAUCCCGCACCGCCUACUGGUUACAGCGACCUCGGGAACGGCGGUAGCCAAUAUUGAUGGGGUCACUAUCCAUUCCGCGUGCGGGUUCUCGAAAGAC
Molecule: messenger RNA, 270 nt
Organism: Eremomyces bilateralis CBS 781.70
Lineage: Eukaryota; Fungi; Ascomycota; Dothideomycetes; Eremomycetales; Eremomycetaceae
Exons: 1
Biological process (GO): DNA repair; telomere maintenance
Molecular function (GO): DNA helicase activity
Source: RefSeq, a predicted model, not a curated record